UAAUCUGCGCGGACGCGGACGCCGGAUCCCGGGGACUCCCCGCGCUGGGAAUCUCCCGCCAGCUGCGCGCUGCGUCCUGGCGACGGCAGGAGCACGUGGAGUGGCGGGGUAGCAAGAGCGGCAGCUCCAGCCCAGCCCAGCCCCGCGGCGAGAUGGAAGAUAUAAAACCAAAUGCAGAACUGAAAAGCACUCAGGAGCAGUCUGUGCCCACAGAAGAUCCAGCAAUUUUGAAUGACUACAAUUUAACCAAACCUCAUGAAACAGAAAAUGUGGACAGCGCAGAAUGCCCAACCAAUGAAGAUGAAGAUACAGGAGAUGAUUCAAUGAAAGUAAAAGAUGAAUAUAGUGAAAGAGAUGAGAAUGUUUUGAAGCCAGAGCCCAUGGGAAAUGCAGAAGAGCCUGAAAUUCCUUACAGCUAUUCAAGAGAAUAUAAUGAAUAUGAAAACAUUAAAUUGGAGAGACAUGUUGUCUCAUAUGAUGGUAGCAGGCCAACCAGUGGCAAGAUGAACUGCGAUGUGUGUGGAUUAUCCUGCAUUAGCUUCAAUGUCUUAAUGGUUCAUAAGCGGAGCCAUACUGGUGAACGCCCAUUCCAGUGUAAUCAGUGUGGGGCAUCUUUUACUCAGAAAGGUAACCUCCUCCGCCACAUUAAACUGCACACAGGGGAAAAACCUUUUAAGUGUCACCUCUGCAACUACGCAUGCCAGAGAAGAGAUGCACUCACAGGUCAUCUUAGAACACAUUCUGUUGAGAAACCCUAUAAAUGUGAGUUUUGUGGAAGGAGUUACAAACAGAGAAGUUCCCUCGAAGAGCACAAGGAGCGCUGCCGUACAUUUCUUCAGAGCACAGACCUGGGUGAGACUGCAAGUGCCGAAGCAAGACACUUCAAAGCAGAGAUGGGAAGUGAAAGAGCUCUCGUUCUGGACAGAUUAGCAAGCAAUGUGGCAAAACGGAAAAGCUCAAUGCCUCAGAAAUUCAUUGGUGAGAAGCGCCACUGCUUUGAUGUCAGUUAUAAUCCCAGCUAUAUGUACGAGAAGGAGAAUGAGCUAAUACAGAACCGAAUGAUGGACCAAGCCAUCAAUAAUGCCAUCAGCUAUCUUGGUGCUGAGGCCCUGCGCCCCUUAGUACAGACACCACCUGCCCCCACCUCAGAGAUGGUUCCAGUUAUCAGCAGCAUGUACCCCAUAGCCCUCACCCGUGCUGAGAUGCCGAAUGGUGUCCCCCAGGACCUGGAAAAGAAGACCAUCCACAUGCCAGAGAAGAACCUCCCUUCUGAAAGAGGCCUCUCCCCCAACAAUAGUGGCCAUGACUCCACGGACACUGACAGCAACCAUGAAGAACGCCAGAAUCAUAUCUACCAGCAAAAUCACAUGGUCCCUCCUCGGGUCCGCAAUGGAAUGCCUCUUCUGAAGGAGGUCCCCCGCUCUUAUGAACUCUUCAAGCCCCCACCCAUCUGCCCACGAGACUCCAUCAAAGUGAUCAACAAAGAAGGGGAGAUUAUGGAUGUGUAUCGGUGUGACCACUGUCGAGUCCUCUUUCUGGAUUAUGUGAUGUUCACUAUUCACAUGGGCUGCCACGGCUUUCGUGACCCUUUUGAGUGUAACAUGUGUGGGUAUCGAAGCCACGAUCGAUAUGAGUUCUCAUCUCACAUAGCCAGAGGAGAACACAGAGCCACAUUGAAGUGAACAUCUGGUCCCAGAGAUGAUUUGCGCCUGAGCAUUCAACAUCAUUUUUAAAAACUGAUACCCCACUUAACAAAUCACCCUCAAAACAAACUCAGAUCCAAAUUCCUUCCCAUACUAUUUUUAGUGUCUAAAGGGCCAUGUUCAUAUGGGCAACAGAGAAACGCUAUCUCCAUUCAAAAGUUGUUUGCAGAUGUGUUACUACUUUUGUGACACCUUGUUUUCCUGUGAGGGACUCGAUUUUUAUAUUUAAAAGCCAAUGAAGUAUUUGGUCAUCAUCUUUUGCAUCAAUAGAACAGGCAUUCCUUGGAGUUUGUUGCCAGUCUAAAGAGUGUCCCAGUUGUGCUACACGAGACAUUCUUUCUCAGAUACAUCAGCCUUACGUUCAAAAGUCUUUUGGUCAUAAGCCAGGUCCACAGAAAAGAAAAACUGACCAGCUGACCUUGUUGGGAAGACUUGCCCUUCUGCACUUGACACAAGGCUGAAGGUUAGGAUAUAAUCUCAUCCUAAUUAGAAUCUAAUAGUAAGGAAAAGAAUAGCCAUAAAAUAAGUGUCUGUUACCAAUGACUGAAGACCCAGUCACGGAGCAUCAGAUUCAUUCUCAUCAUCUAAGCAAAAACAAAACAACAACCAAAAAAAACCAACUCAUCUGAUGAUACUUCUGCUUCUACUGUUUACCCUCCCAUCUCCAAUUAAAAGCUGCUUUGGGUUAAACCAGUCAUCUAGGAGAAAUUCUACACCAGAACGACUCAUGGUUUUAAAUAUAGACCAUCAUCAAAACUCCAGGAAGUUGUCCACUGUGGGCGAUGGCAUCCAUUUCCUGUGAUCAAGAUUGGCAGAGCUGAGUUCUGAGGGGAAGAUGGUUUAGCAGCACCACCAGGGGAGAAAAAAAAACACCUACCUGAAAGUUCUUGGUCUCCUUCCUGGCGUAUUAGUAUAGAGCUCAAAGCAAACUUGCAAACAAUUUUUUGACCAAAAAAAUACCAAAGAAUCCAAAAAGUAUGACUUAGUCUUCCCCACCCCACAAGAGAGGACUCAGGGAUAGAGGUCAAGAAUGUUGUUUAGAUCAGAGCUGAGCUUCGCAAUGGGAUGAGGAGGGGAGCAGCUCUGCUGGAAGGUUCUUCUUCAUCAGGCAGGUUGGGUUCCCCCUACUCUCAUUUUAAAUGGAGCUGCAGUAUCCCACAAAGAUUCCUGAAAGUCUGAUCUUAGUUCUGCAGAUGUAUUGGUCAUCUCUAUCCUUAAUUAUGGGAGGCAUCCUAUCAAGGAAAAGUGCUGCAAUAGUUGUAAAAUUAGCACUGGAAUAGGAGUCACAAAAUCUGUUUGCUAAUUCCACAUUUGCCCCAAAUUAGCUGUAUGACUUUGGGUAAAUCAUUUAACUCUUGAAACUAAAUUUCCUCAACUGUUGAAUAAGAGUUGGAUUUAGAUGUUCUCUAAGGUCUCUUCCAGCUUUAAAUUUAUAUAAUUAUGCAGUAACCAGUUAUUUUUUAAAGCUCUUAAUGUAUAGGUACUGGAAACCCACGGAUAUUUGAAAAAGUAAGCAUUUAUGCAGCAUUAAGUAUUAAGCAGAAGAGUCUGUAUAUGAAUUCUGUUUCACAUAUCUUUGGUGUGAAAAUGGUAGUGUUAAGUUUUUCCUUUAACCACUGAGUUGUGAAUGUGAAGAGGGUGGUGGGGAGGAACAAAAAACAGGAAGGUAUUUUGAUCUUGCCCCAAAGUGUACACACAAACUGGCACCUGCAGCUGCUUGCCAAAGACUUUUUAUUUUUUUUAUUUUUUUUUACCUUUUUAGGGACUUGUGUUAGGGAAAAUAAAUUCUGCUUCCAGGGACAACUUCAUGGAGCCUAUUUACAAAUUAAGAGUCAGCUUUGUGAACAUUUCUUCCAGAGCCAAGAAUCCCCAAUUCCUGGUAGAUUAGCGUUUUAUGUAUCUGCCUUGAUAUUUCGAAAGGGCUUAUGCAUCAGGCUCAAACACAACUUGUUAUAUGUGCUGCCAGUAAUUAAAAUGUUCCACCUCAGACUGCACAAAUGGCUUAUCCCUCUUUGUAGCAUGGCGUCUGUCUCAGGAAAAAAGAUUUUGUGAAAUUCCAUGGCAACAGUCCCAACAUGUUGGAGAUUUCAGCUAAAAGACAAGAUAUAUUUCGGUGUGUAGUCUUCAGUAUAUCACUGUAUUUCUGUAAUCCUAGACUCCAAGCUGCUUGGAGCUGCCAUGUUGCUUAUACCCAUUGUGAAAGAGAAGCUACUUAUUAUAUUCUUGAAAUGUCACACAUCCUGUUGACUCUUCAGGGAACAAAAGAAGAGAAAUUAGAAGGAUUAGUAGAAAAGAAAGCUAGGGAAAGGGAGCGUUUCCGCCAGAUUAAUGGGAAACUCUUCGCUGAAGACACCAACUUUUGCACCUUGAGAUAGUGAAACUAAGGCCCAUCCCACCCACCCAGGGACACUUUUUGUAAAUAUGACCCUCAUUUUCCCUGUGACUAAUGGGUUUUCUGAAUGAUUUCCAAAGGCUGUACUUUCAUUGUAGCAUUCUGAAUCUAGACGGAGGCAUAUCAAGUCCAGAGAAAAUUUGUAUGUGGAAGCAUUCUUAAAUCUUACAGUUGAACUAAGUGGUAUGUAGUGGUUACCACCACACAGGUCAACACUUUCUUCUAUAGGCACCCCUUAUACUAAUUAAUGACCCCCACCUUCCCUCCUACCCGCUAAGGGUGGGUGAAGACAGUGAAGAAGAAUCUUAGCAAGAUGCUGAGAGAAAAAGGUGGCCGGACUCACAGCUGAAGUCCCACAGCAGCUUCAGACAGCACGUUUGCCUUCUCAGCCAGAGUCCCCCUGAACAGGAGGCGCGCUGGUCUCUCCUUCAUUGUUGGGCCUCCCGCCUCACCCUCAGGAAGCCACAAUCUGAGAAACAGCCUGCCCCUAUGAGAAAUUCCCUUGCCGCCAAGGUGACACAAUUGGGGUGAGGAUGGAAAAGAAAGAGAACUGGUUCUCCAGAUUUCCUUUAUCACUGAAGUGCUGCAAAGGUAUUUCCUCCUGGCAGAGAACUAAAUAGAAGUGUUCCCCCAUUACCCUCCACCGCCAUCACCAGAGGAAAAAAAAGAUAAUAAAUCUAGCAGUCUUUAGAUUCUUUACUUAAGUCACUCUCCCAAAAAGACAUUUGCCUUGAUACAGAUAAGCUAGCUAAUCUUGUGCUUUGUUACCUCUGAGCUGUUCCUGACUCAGCUUCUGAUUUUGUCAGUGACAAAAUUUCUCGCCUUUUAAAUGCAGCACUGAACAUUUUGCUAGGCCCAUACUCACAGUGGCCCAGAUAUAAAAUGACCUCAGAUUUCUUUUGCAGAAAGAAACGUUUAAGAACACAAAAUUUUACUUGGUUGAAACACUGUGUUAACAAAGCUCACAUUAACAUAAAGUUUUCCCAAGUAGAAUAUUUUAAGGGGAAAAGAAGUACUUCCGACAUAUUUCUCAGGGCAGGCAAGAAGACCGUAAUGGAAAUGUUAACUGUCCAAAGUCCUGGCUUUAACGUGUACCCUGCUGAGAGCAGGUCUGCCGGUCUGAUCUCCGGUGGAGAUCUGGACACUCGGGAACACCCAAGAUUUGAGCCCUCAGAGAUAUCUAAGCUUUUCUCAGACUCAGAAUUAGGACUUGUGAGCUCAAGAAGGGGAAAGGAAGCAGAAUGAUGAAAAUUUUGUCCUAGAAAAUAGCAUCAAGCUGUAGAGAAGAAAAUAAGAGGUAUACAGUGGUAUUUCUUUUCUUUUCAAGAGUUGGGAACUAAUUUUGUGCUCAGGAUUACAGUUCAGAGACCCUCUGCAGGCAGUUCAGAAAGAGCAAAAUGACUGGUGAUGUAAGUGCCUGUAAAGAGAACAACUUUUGACCUGAAACCAAAGGCUAGACCUGGGCCACCCUAGCCAAAGGACUCUGUUCUCUAAGGCUAAAAGGACUGAACAGUUCUGAGAAUUAUGAGUGAACCCAAAGCUGGGGACUGCCGCCUCUGAGGACUGUGGACUCAAGGUGUAGGCUUUGAAUCUGUGUGAGCUCACAGCAAAAGACUGUACCUCUGUUUACCCAAACUGUAUAUACUCUGUACCCCAACAUGCCACCGGUACGAUAAACAGAUCUUUGUACUUUGAAGAAGUUGAAAGCAAGUUUCCUCUAAAUAUUAAAAUAGUGGACUGUCUUAUACAUUGAUAUUAUUUGAAACUGGAAUGUUAAUAUUUUGAUUAAAAAAUGUAAGGUCAUAACAAUAUCUACCUCUCAAGGAUGUUGUGAGGUUUUAUGUAAUUGUCUAUAGAGUAAUGUUACUUUUUUUUAAGGGGCAGGGGGAUUAUGUUGGAUAAUUGCAAACUUUCCACUAUAUGUACUGUAUCUGGAUUUAAAGACAUGGAAAAUAUUCAAAAACCAUACUAGGACCAUAAUAGUAAUUCAGUUGCCAAUGGAGGCAACUGAUAUCUAACACGGUUUCCUUCACGUUUUAAUGCAUCAGAGUAAAGAAUAGCAGCCAUCUUGGCGGCUGCUCUUGGUUGGGGGCCAUCCUGCACCUAAGGCAGGAAGGCGGUGGCUGCAAAGAGGAUGAAAAAGUCCCUGGAGUCCAUCAACUCUAGGCUCCGACUUGUUAAGAAAAGU
This is a messenger RNA of Pteropus alecto (black flying fox), 6283 nucleotides long. RefSeq names its product IKAROS family zinc finger 3 (gene IKZF3). Gene Ontology annotation, cellular component: nucleus. The transcript has 8 exons. The record is from RefSeq and is a predicted model, not a curated record. Gene Ontology annotation, molecular function: DNA-binding transcription factor activity; RNA polymerase II cis-regulatory region sequence-specific DNA binding. Lineage: Eukaryota; Metazoa; Chordata; Mammalia; Chiroptera; Pteropodidae. Gene Ontology annotation, biological process: regulation of transcription by RNA polymerase II. The coding region runs from base 153 to 1682 and encodes 509 amino acids.